Molecule: messenger RNA, 6984 nt
Organism: Perognathus longimembris pacificus (Pacific pocket mouse)
Lineage: Eukaryota; Metazoa; Chordata; Mammalia; Rodentia; Heteromyidae
Gene: Qrich2
Product: glutamine rich 2
Exons: 25
Coding region: 6-6902 (2298 amino acids)
Source: RefSeq, a predicted model, not a curated record
GCGCCAUGCCGCCCAUGCUGCUGACCACCAAGGUCUCCCUGCGGGAGCUGGUGGACCUGUCCAUCGGCACCCCGGAGCUGGGCGCCGUCAACUUCACGGCGCUGCACACGCUCCUCGUGUCCCUGCUGAAGGUGCUCAACCUCCAGGACGCCAUCAUCGACUACCAGCCGGUGUUGGCUGAGCGCGGCCAGGCCAUCGAGGCCCCGACGCCGCCGGUGCCGACGCCGCCCCGGGACAAGGACCGGCGCCGGAGCGUGAGCAGGACGCCGUCGCUAGCGCUGGAGAGCCAGGUGAAGGACCUGGGCGGCCAGGUGGACGACCUCAACAAGCAGAUGAAGACCAUGGACACGAAGGUGCAGGGCAUCGUCAUGCACGUGGAGCACAUCACCUCCCAGGCCAGCGAACUCGACCAGGACACCCACUGGGGGGACGAGGACAUGGGCGUCGUGGGGACCCCAGAGACGUUUAAAAAGAAGGGCCCAGAAGACGUGGCCACACCCACCACCACAGCCGGCACCAUGGGGCCCCGGAGAAAGUCCACCAAGUCCCGGGAGCUGGUGCAACAGGAGGAGGCAGCGAGAGGCCCCUACGCCAAGUACUGGAAGGGCUCUAAAGACCUCCGGGACUACACCCCGGACGAGACCCAGGAGCUGCUCCAGGACGUCAUGGAAGAAGUGAGGUCCCUGAAGGAAGCUCAACAAAAGGUGCAGGAAGUGUCCCAGUUGCAGCCCCAGGACCUCCUCCAGCGCAUUGAGAAAAUGGAGAAGCUACUCAAGGAUCGAGAUGCUGUCCUGCUUGUCUGUUACCAUCAGGAACAGAUAGGCCAGAAGAUUAGUGCCGUUACCGGAGAGGAGGCCACUAUGGUCACCUGGGAAGACCUGGAGCAAGCUAUCACCGAUGGCUGGAAGGCUUCGCAAUUGAGCACAGAAUCAUCCACAGAGUCCGCGAGGCGCAGACUGACGUCAUCUGUUGAUAUUUCCGCUGGCCCCUCUGGCAAGGGCCCAAGCACUGAGCAGGCCAUGGAUGCUGCUGGUGUCCCACGUCGCCCCCCUGAAAAAGCUGCUAGCAAACAACAACUGGGCAGACCUUCCUCUACUGCACUUCCUGGCAAAGAACACCCCCCGCAGGCCCUCGACGAAGCUGCUAGUCCCAAACCCCAGCAACCUCUCGUAUCCCCGGCUGAUCAUCGCAAGGUUAGAGAACCAUCCUCAACACGCCUAAGAAGAGAUGAACGAGACACACGUCCUAGCCCAAGUCAACAGGACUUAGCCUCAGCCAGCCAGCAGCAGCCUUACGCACAACCAGACCAGCAAGCGAGGGUGCCCAUUGGUCCGGGUCAAGUCUACCAGAGGCCAGAGCAUCCCAGAGUAGCCUCGCCUAGCACACCUAGCAUGGAUCAGCUGGGACGGCCACGUGCUGGCGUCGCCCCCCCGCAUCGUGUAGCACCCCCCACUAUGGGUCACCCUGGUAUGCUCCCACCUCAAAUGGGUGCUCAGGGACUGGUUACACCUGGCUUGGAUCAGGUUGGCAUGAUAGAUCCAUCAGGCUUGCAACUGCUUGGUGCAAACCAGUUUGAUACGGCUUCCCCCGGUGCAUAUCAACCUGGCGUGAUAUUUCCUGGCAUGGACCAACAAGCUGCCCUGCAGGAAAGUAUGGGGGUACUCGGAAUGGAUCAGUCUGGGUUGAUACCAAUUGGCAUUGAUCAGAAUGGAUUUGUAAUAUUUGGCACAGAUGAGCAGGGACUUGUACCCCCUGGCAUAGGUCAGUAUGGACUGCCUCUAGGUCUUACAGAUCAGUAUGCUUUUAUGCCACCUGGCUUGAUACCCAUGGAUAUGGAUCAACAAGGUUUUGUACAGCCUGGUUUGGAAGCCUCUGGCUUCAUACAGCCUGGCACAGAGCAGGGUGAUUUAGUGCAGGCUAGGGAAGAACAAGGUGGUUUGGUACAGCCUGGCACAGACCAGCAAGGUCCUGUGCCUCCUGGUGCAGGUCAGGCUGGCUUGGUCCAACCUGGUGCAUAUCCACCUGGUUUGGCACAACUUGGUCCAGAUCAGGGUGGUUUAGUGCAGCCUGGCACAGGUCAGCCUGGCUUGAUGCAGCCUGCUGCGUAUCCACCUGAUUUGGCGCAGCUCAGUGCUGGUCCACAUGGUUUGGUCCAGCCUGGUGUAGUUCCUUAUGGUUUGGCACAGCCUGGUGUAGCUCAGCGUGGCGUGGUACAGCCUGGCUUGCUGCCACCUGGUGUGUAUCCACCUGACUUGGCACAGCCUGGUGCAGUUCUGCGUGGUGCCAUUCCACAUGGUUUGGUGCAGCCUGGUGCCGUUCCACGUGGUUUGGUGCAGCCCAGGGCAGAGCAACUUGGUGUGGUGCAGCCUGGUGGUGUGGUGCAGCCCGGUGCAGAACAGCUUGGUUUGGUGCAGCCUGGUGCCGUUCCACGUGGUUUGGUGCAGCCCGGGACAGAGCAACUUGGUGUGGUGCAGCCCGGUGGUGUGGUGCAGCCCGGUGGUGUGGUGCAGCCCGGUGCAGAACAGCUUGGUGUGGUGCAGCCUGGUGCCGUUCCACGUGGUUUGGUGCAGCCUGGUGCCGUUCCACGUGGUUUGGUGCAGCCCGGGACAGAGCAACUUGGUGUGGUGCAGCCCGGUGGUGUGGUGCAGCCCGGUGCAGAACAGCUUGGUGUGGUGCAGCCUGGUGCCGUUCCACGUGGUUUGGUGCAGCCUGGUGCCGUUCCACGUGGUUUGGUGCAGCCUGGUGCCGUUCCACGUGGUUUGGUGCAGCCUGGUGCCGUUCCACGUGGUUUGGUGCAGCCUGGUGCCGUUCCACGUGGUUUGGUGCAGCCCGGGGCAGAGCAACUUGGUGUGGUGCAGCCUGGUGGUGUGGUGCAGCCCGGUGCAGAACAGCUUGGUUUGGUGCAGCCUGGUGCCGUUCCACGGGGCUUUGUGCAACCUGGUGUAGUUCCACAGGGUUUGAUGCAACCUGGUGCAGUUCCAUGGGGUUUGGUGCAGCCUAGUGUGGAGCAGCUUGGUUUGGUGCAGCCCGGUGCAGUUCAGCGUGGUUUGGUGCAGCCUGGUACAGAUCAGCGUGGUUUGGAGCAGCCUGAUGUAGCUCAAGUACAACCUGGUGCAGAUCAGAGUGGUUUAGUACAAACUGGUGCAGAUCAGCAAGGUUUGGUACAACCUGGUGAGGUUCAGCGUGGUUUGGUACAGCCCAGUGCAUAUCUGUCUGGGUUGGUGCAACCUAGUGUAGAUCAGUCUGGGUUUGUAUACCCUGAAAUGGAUCAGCAAGGUCAGAUUCAGCUUGGGGCAUUUCCUAGUGGCUGGUUGCAACCAGGUGCGUAUCCACCUGCAAUGAUGCAGCCUGGUAUGUAUUCACCUGGCUUGGCCUAUCCUGGCACAGAUCCACGUGCCUGGGUCCAACCUGGUAUAGGUCAACGUGGUUUAGUCCCGUCAGGAGCUGAUCAAUAUGGCUUGGGGUGGCCUGGUACAGCACAGCAAGGUUUAGCAGAACCAGGGGCAGGGCAGCCUGAUUUGUCUGCUGUGGAGUUGAGCCUGGUUUGGCACCACCUGGUACAGUUCAACGUGGUUUGGUGCAGCCUGGUGCAGGUCAGCGUGGUUUGGUACCACCUGGUGCAGUUCGGCCUGGUUUUAUGCAACCUGGUAUGUAUCCACGUGGCUUGGCACAACUUAGGGCACUACAGCGUGGUUUGGUACCACCUGGUGCAGUUCAACCUGGUUUGGUACCACCUGGUGCAGAUCAGGGUGGUUUGGUGCAACCAGGUGCAGAUCAGGUUCGGCCUGGUUUGGCACCAUCUGGUGCUGUUCGGCCUGGUUUAUUGCCACCUGGUGCAGUUCGGCCUGGUUUGGUGCCACCUGGUGCAUUUCGGCCUGGUAUGGCACCACCUGGUGCAUUUUGGCCUGGUAUGGUGCCACCUGGUACAGCUCGGCCUGGUAUGGUGCCACCUGGUGCAUUUCGGCCUGGUAUGGCGCCACCUGGUGCAUUUCAGCCAGAUCAGAGUAGUUUGGUACAGCCAGCUAUGUAUCCACGAGGUGUGGUUUCACCUGGUGCAAUUCAGCCUGGUGUGGCGCCAGCUGGUGCAGUUCAGCCUGGUUUGGCGCCACCUGGUGCAGCUCAGCCUGGUUUGGCGCCACUUGGUGCAGCUCAGCCUGGUUUGGCGCCACCUGGUGCAGCUCAGCCUGGUUUGGCGCCACCUGGUGCAGCUCAGCCUGGUUUGGUGCCAGCUGGUGCAGCUCAGCCUGGUUUGGUGCCAGCUGGUGCAGUUCAGCCUGGUGUGGUGCCAGCUGGUGCAGUUCAGCCUGGUGUGGCGCCAGCUGGUGCAGUUCAGCCUGGUUUGGCGCCAGCUGGUGCAGCUCAGCCUGGUUUGGUGCCAGCUGGUGCAGUUCAGCCUGGUGUGGUGCCAGCUGGUGCAGUUCAGCCUGGUUUGUGUAGUGCCACCUGAUUUGAGAGAGUCCAAGACAGAUCAGCGAGAUGCAGAGCGUCGCGAUUUCCCAGCAUCCGGGGAAGAUUCUGCUUUAGACCAAAGAGAAACCUAUCAGCGUCCUGGCCUAGACCAGGAGGGCUCAGAAGCGGUCAUCUUGGUUCAACCAGGCCCGAGCUGGGGUGGCCAGUCAGGUUUGGAUUUGACCAGACCACCUUCCUCAGUCCAAGCUGGGCUUCCGUCCUGGGUGACCCCCAGCCAAGAACUCCGGCGACGCUCAUCAGAGAGGAUGGAAGGCCGCAGUGAUCGCCAGGAAUCACUGGACAAGCUAGCGCCUUGUUUCCCCAUGGCAGUGGAGACAUUUCGUCUCUUAGGAGAACUCAUUAGCCUCUAUGUGGAGUUGAAGGAAAGGAUGAAGGAGCUAAAGGAUGACGAAGCUGGCCUAACUGACAUAGAGAAGAUCCAGCACAUGGUCAAUAUGAUGGUCAAGAAGUCAAUACCGGAGGACCUUCAGGACCAGCUGAAGAGCAUAAAGACCUUGGCCAAAGAAGUUCGACAUGAUAAGCUAAAACUGGACAAGCUGCAGAGGCUCCUGAAAGGCGAUGGCGAGGACGGACCAAAGGAGGUGAAGGCCGGCCAGCUAGGCUUGCAGCUGGGCAUCCUCAGAGUCACCGUGGCCGACAUCGAGAAGGAGCUAGCUGAGUUGAGGGAGAGCCAAGAGCGGGGCAAGGCUACCAUGGAGAACUCGGUCUCGGAAGCCUCCCUUUACCUGCAGGAUCAGUUAGAUAAACUGAGGACGAUCAUCGAGAGCAUGCUGGCCUCCUCCUCCACGCUGCUGUCCAUGAGCAUGGCCCCGCAGAAGGCCCAGACCACCAUGACGCCCGGCCAAGUGAACCUGGAGGCCACGUGUCCCGCCUGCAGCCUGGACGUAAGCCACCAGGUCAGCCUGCUGGUGCAGCGCUACGAGCAGCUCCAGGACAUGGUGAACAACCUGGCUGCCUCCCGGCCCUCCAAGAAGGCCAAGCUCCAGAGCCAGGACGAAGAGCUGCUGGGCCACGUGCAGAGCGCCAUCCUGCAGGUACAGGGCGACUGCGAGAAGCUCAACAUCACCACCAGCAACCUCAUCGAGGACCACCGGCAGAAGCAGAAGGCCAUCGACGAGCUGUAUCAGGGCAUUCAGAAGCUGGAGAGGGAAAAGGCCAACCGGGAGCACCUGGAGAUGGAGAUCGACGUGAAAGCUGACAAGAGUGCUCUGGCCUCCAAAGUGAGCCGGAUCCAGUUUGAUGCCACCACGGAGCAGCUGAACCACAUGAUGAAGGAGCUGGUGGCCAAGAUGAGUGGCAAGGAGCAGGACUGGCAGAGGGUGCUGGACAAGCUCCUGUCAGAGAUGGACAGCAAGCUGGACCGCCUGGAGCUGGACCCGGUGAAGCAAUCCCUAGAGGACCGGUGGAAGUCCCUGCGGCAGCAGCUCCGAGAGCGCCCUCCGCUCUACCAGUCGGACGAGGCAGCCGCCAUGCGGAGGCAGCUGCUGGCUCAUUUCCACUGCCUCUCCUGCGACCGGCCCUUGGAGACACCUGUGACUGGACAAACCAUCCCUGUGACCCCUGUGGGCCCCAGCCUGCCCAAGCACCGGUCCCUCCGCCCCUACACAGUGUAUGAGCUGGAGCAGAUCCGCCAGCAGAGCCGCAACCUCAAAUUGGGUGCCCCCUUCUCGCGGGGCGACCAGAUGGAGCGGAGCGUGGGGCGCCUGCGCACCAUGCACUCCAAGAUGCUGAUGGACAUCGAGAAGGUGCAGAUCCACUUCGGGGGCUCGGUGAAGGCCAGCAGCCAGAUGAUCCGCGAGCUGCUGCAGACCCAGUGCCUCAGCCAGCCCUGCUACAGGCGGGUGCCGGAGUCGGACUACACCUAUUCAACCACACCCAGGCGUUGUGGGGGCAGCCACACGAUCACCUCCCCGUACCGCCGCAGCCGCCUGCAGCACCUGCAGGGCCUCAUGCCCCACGAGGACGUCCAGAUCGCCAUGAAGCACGAUGAGGUGGAUAUCUUGGGCCUGGAUGGACACAUCUACAAAGGACGGAUGGACACGCGGCUGCCGGACAUCCUGACUAAAGACAGCUUCUCCAAGGCUCAGCUGUCCAGCCUCAGCCCGCUGCCCGCCUCGGGGACGAUGAAGCACAGGCCCAGGCUGUCCCGGCCCCACAUCCCCCGGCCGCAGUCCCUCAGCAGCGGCGGGCAGCUGCCCUCGCGGCCCCACAGCGCCCAGAUGUCACCCGACAACUCAGUUCCUUCAAAGCAACAGGAAGACAGACCCAUCUCCUCCGGGGGGCGUCUCUCCCAGCCCCGCUUCCCGGAGGUCGAAAACCUGCCCCCCGAGGACCUCCAGGGCCCGGCCCCGCGGCUGGGCCGGCUUCCCGGGGAGGAGGAGGAGUUCGAGGAGCCCACGCGGGGGCCCAGGUCGCCCACCGUGCUGCCCUGAGCAGAGCCCUGAAUAAAUGUUGGGAAGGAGCUGUGGGUAGAGGCGGCUUCUCUGCGGGGCCCAGGCCUCCGGGCCGCCCCAC